Colletotrichum spaethianum is the source of this 1884-nucleotide messenger RNA. RefSeq lists its product as uncharacterized. Bases 1 to 1884 code for a protein of 627 amino acids. The record is from RefSeq and is a predicted model, not a curated record. Lineage: Eukaryota; Fungi; Ascomycota; Sordariomycetes; Glomerellales; Glomerellaceae. The transcript has a single exon.
AUGAAGAAGAAGUCCAUGAGUACCCUCGCCAACUUGGCGCCCCGCCGUCGCGAUAGAGGAAGCCAGAAGGAAAAGACUGCAGAAGUCGAAGGUAUGAAUGAUGAAAGUCCCAUUGCCGGAUGCCAGCUGACAACCUUCGCAGAGCCAGUGACACCCUCGCUGCCUGCAAACACCAGCGGAUUUAGUCCUCCCCAGAGCGGCCCUGCCUUAGUAGGCAACCAAGACCAGAACGUCGACCGCUUGGCCAGUGAGCUCUUGGAGAGUACCAUAUUCAACCAUCCGAACGGUCUUCGGAGUCAUCCUUCGGUUCUCCUCUGCGCUACCGAACCAAUGACGUUCCCGCCUCAUUCCGCAGGACCGAUGCUGAAGAUGGGUACUUCCUCGCACAAUCUCACCAUGACUUCUCCAUCGGGAGAAAACGCUGCACACUCCCAGUCGCACGUUCAGGUCUCGGAGACAGACCUGAUACCUCCGGAAAUCCCUCGAAAAUCUUCACGUCGGCGACGAGGCAAGCGUGCGAAGAAUAUUGACAAUGAAGUUCAUCCCGCGAAGCGCUCCUUUCCGCAGUCGAAAACUACAAUGCUCGAUGCUGGUAACAGACGCGGGGUUCUUUUGUCUGGUUCGACGACGGCGCCACUCGGCGGCAUGACCAAACAAGCUGCUGGCCAGACGUCUGGCACCAACUCUGAUGCUGCCAUUGCCAACUUGGUAGACGACAAGGUCGCAGCGAUGCUGGCUGCCACUGAGGCACUCAAGCCUCGCGGCUCUCAGGAAACCACGCAGGCGACCUCAAAUCCUGCACGAAAUCGUCGCAAAAAGGUUAUGUCAAAGGUCCGUCAGGCGCUCGACAUAUUCCAGUCCAAGCCGAAAACUCCAGAUUCCAAGAUCAGGGGCAAGAUCUCGGCCCCGGUUGCACUCACGACAUGCACCAUGCCAAAUCCAGCAGUGCACUACCAUUUGGAAGAAGUCGAGGAGGCUUCUCCUGCCAGUUCCGUCAACCUCGACGUGAAUGAAGACGAUGUCAUGAUCGGCAACCGGAAAAUGCAGAAGUCACAGACCAUCAUCGCAGGCUGCAUUGUCCGGAAGCCUGUUCCUAACGAUGGAAGCGUCGGAUCGUCAGACGACCCCUUUUCUGAGGCAUACGAGAUUAUCCGUACUCCUACUCCCUUUGAGCAUCGGUUGAAGAUCAGCGCCGACUCGACUGAUGACAUUCCACCGGUUCCGACCCUCAACCCCUUCGCCGCUGAGAAAGACUUCGAUACUGAUCUCGAGGGUAUCCUGUCCGAGAAACCCCUCUGCGCUUCGACACCUCGUACUCGUACCGCUCGCAAAGCUGGUCCCCACGACAGUCCUUCCACGCGAUACACCAAAGCAGAUGAUCGUCAUCUCGCGACCUUGGACGAAGCUGAGGGCAGCUCUGUCUCUCGUGGCGUUGUCUCGCGCAAGUUGAAGCUGGCCCACGGCAAGAGACUGUUUCGCAACCAGGCCGACCUGAGCAUGAAGAAGCACCCGUCUCCUAGCAAGGACGAUCUGGACGACUUGGAAACUCGGUUCCGUGCUUAUGCGAUUGAACAGAUCAAGAAGGCGCCCGCCGAAGAGCGUGAGGCGUUGGAGAUCAAAUUCGCAGGCCUCAUCGGACCCAACGCGCUGACGCUGCGGGACAAGAAUGCUUCAAUGAAGUCGCGUGCCACGAAGGAUACCAUAGAUGAAAUCAGCGUUGCUGCUGAGCGUAGACACACUGAUGAACACUCGAUCUCGUCGUCGCAGAAAAUUCGCAUCCCCCGCCCUGUCGAGCCGGCCACCAGAAUUCCGUUUGCUCCUCGAUUCGCCCCUCAGCGCCAGCCGAUCAACUUUGAUGCAAUGGAGAUUGACGAGCUGCAGUAG